Oryctolagus cuniculus (rabbit) is the source of this 1740-nucleotide messenger RNA. RefSeq names its product homer scaffold protein 3 (gene HOMER3). Gene Ontology annotation, biological process: G protein-coupled glutamate receptor signaling pathway. NCBI's taxonomy places the organism in Eukaryota, Metazoa, Chordata, Mammalia, Lagomorpha, Leporidae. The record is from RefSeq and is a predicted model, not a curated record. Gene Ontology annotation, molecular function: G protein-coupled glutamate receptor binding.
CUGGGCUUGGAGAGGCGGCCGAGGCGGGGGAGGGUCCCCGAAGUUCCGAAGUCGGGGGCCGGGAGGGGACGGCUGGGCACGCGAGGUGCCCGACGUUCCGCACCCGGCGUCGGAGGAGGCUGCGCGCGCGGGGUGGGGGGAUCCCCGACUUUCCGAGGUCCGCGUCAGCAGGGUGUCCCCGAAGUUCCGCGCCGGGCGGUGGGGGUGGCAGGGAAGGUGGCCCCCGGAGUCGCGGACCUGGGGCUCUCGCGGGGAUCUCCGACGUCCCGAGGUGGGGGCGCGCCCGGGGUGUCCCCUACCCCCGGCGGAUGAGUCCGGGGCGCAUAGGGUGUGGGGCCUCUGCCCCGGGCCCCCGGGAGGUGGCGAACCCCCACCCCCACCCCGCGGCGGGAGCCCGGGCGCGCUCGGCGGCGUCCUGGACGCGUGACCCGUGGGGGCCAAACCAGCAGCUCCGGCCACCCAGCCCGGUCUGACCAAUGUCCACAGCCAGGGAGCAGCCCAUCUUCAGCACUCGGGCACACGUGUUCCAGAUCGACCCGGCCACCAAGCGGAACUGGAUUCCCGCGGGCAAGCAUGCGCUCACCGUGUCCUACUUCUACGAUGCCACCCGAAACGUCUACCGGAUCAUUAGCAUCGGAGGCGCCAAGGCCGUCAUCAACAGCACCGUCACCCCCAACAUGACCUUCACCAAAACCUCGCAGAAGUUCGGGCAGUGGGCGGACAGCCGCGCCAACACCGUCUACGGCCUCGGCUUUGCCUCGGAGCAACAUCUAACCCAGUUUGCUGAGAAGUUCCAGGAAGUGAAGGAAGCGGCCAGGCUGGCUCGGGAGAAGUCCCAGGACGGCGGGACCGAGCUCACGAGCCCGGCGCUGGGUCUGGUCUCCCACCAGGUGCCUCCCAGCCCGCUGGUCAGCGCCAAUGGCCCCGGCGAGGAGAAGCUGUUCCGCAGCCAGAGCGCCGACGCCCCCGGCCCCACCGAGCGGGAGCGGCUCAAGAAGAUGCUGUCCGAGGGCUCGGUGGGCGAGGUGCAGUGGGAGGCCGAGUUCUUCGCGCUGCAGGACAGCAACAACAAGCUGGCCGGCGCCCUGCGAGAGGCCAACGCCGCCGCCGCGCAGUGGAGGCAGCAGCUGGAGGCCCAGCGUGCGGAGGCCGAGCGGCUGCGGCAGCGGGUGGCUGAGCUGGAGGCCCAGGCUGCUGCCGAGGCCACGGCAGUCAGCGAGAAGGAAGGGCAGGGCCAGUCGCUGGAGCAGCUGGAAGCCCUGGUGCAGACCAAGGACCAGGAGAUCCAAACGCUGAAGAGCCAGACGGCCGGGCCGCAGGAGGCGGCGGACGCUGGGCAGCGCGAGGAGACCCAGCAGAAGGUGCAGGACCUGGAGACACGCAACGCGGAACUGGAGCAGCAGCUGCGGGCCACGGAGCGCAGCCUGGAGGAGGCGCGCGCCGAGCGGGAGCGGGCGCGGGCCGAGGUGGGCCGGGCCGCGCAGCUGCUGGACGUGCGGCUGUUCGAGCUGAGCGAGCUGCGGGAGGGCCUGGCCCGCCUGGCGGAGGCCGCGCCCUGAGCUGGGGGCGCCCUCGGCGGGGGUCCGGGGGGGGGGGCUGCCCGCCGGCUGGGUCCCCGCCUGGGGCACACGGGCCUGGCCGCCCUGGCAGGGACCAGGGGCCGUCCGAGCUUCUCCGUUGUGUAGAAAUUUCUAGACUCCCCGGGCCACGUGCUGGGGUCGAUUACAUUUCUAAGCAAGG